Messenger RNA from Daldinia decipiens, 1221 nucleotides. RefSeq lists its product as uncharacterized. Lineage: Eukaryota; Fungi; Ascomycota; Sordariomycetes; Xylariales; Hypoxylaceae. The record is from RefSeq and is a predicted model, not a curated record. Bases 525 to 1073 code for a protein of 182 amino acids. The transcript has 2 exons.
AGACAACAACAGAUCGUGAUAGCCUCAUUUCAGUACCGUGUGUUUCCUUUCCUUUGCCGUACGCUUAUUGGUGUACACCUAAUCUUUACCUAAUUAUUACCUAUACCUGGUCCUUCCUACACGCGCAUUCAAGUCUAGUGUAAUGGUGGGCGUUUGGCUUAACAAACACUUGAUUUCCAACUUCUCGUAAUUAUACAUGAUAACCACCCUCUUUAAGAAAAACAAGUUUAUCCACUCAUGAUUGCCAAGAAUAAGUUUCAGGAUAUGUGUUGUUCUGUGACCUAAUUUAGUGAGGUAUGAGUUGAACUUCGAGGUGCAUAUCCUAAUAUCGUUCUUUCUAAAGCCUCUAAGCACUGACAAUGGUUUUCUAUAUGACCUUAUGACCUCAUACUAAACUUAUAAUAUAAUUGUGGCGCAUUUGCUGUCUUUCAGCUGAGCUAGGUAGUAGUACCAAAAAGCCAUCCUUGUUUGAAGUUGAAAUUACAACCAGUACUCAAAUCUCAUACACCUAUCAUAUUUUCAAGAUGGGCAUUGCAGGCUUCCUCUCGCGUGUAAAGAGCGUUAUAAAACCACAAGAUCGGAAAAGAGACCUCCAGGAGGACGAGAAUGUCAAGCUCCCCACAGUAUCAUUAGAGAAAACCGAGUCUACAUCGAGGGCUUCGUCGCAAUCAGGAUCAUGCGCACCGAAAUCGAAUAAAGGACUACGAAAACCUUCGGUUUCGAGCGGACAGUCGUCAAACAGGCUAAGCGCUAAGCAAAGCGUAAGCUCUGAACCCACGGAUUACCUAUAUUUCGGCGAAGGCGUAUCCUCCGCAGAAGUCUCCCAGUCUCUAUCAAGCCAAAGCCAAAGCCAAAGCAAAUCACCUAGCAUCCGACCAGACCAAUCGUCAACGACGACGACGGGAGCUCACAAUAACCCUGCCGCUGGUAGUGGCAAAGAUAAUAGUGGAUUUUUGAAAACGGGGAUGGAUACACAGACAACUCAGAUGGGAUAUUCAAAUCUGACGAAUGGAGGAUCGCUACAGUACGAUUAUGCUGGGACUCAGGCACCGGGCGUAGCAGGUGUCAAUUAAUACAUACAUACGAUAUGAAGAAUGAAUCAAGUUUCCCUGCCCUGUACAUAUUCACUGCCUCGGCUCCAUUUUUAUUUGGUAUCAUACAUACCGGUUUACAUACAUAGACCCUAGCAAAUGUACAUACAUACACUACCUAAGAUAGAUC